Molecule: messenger RNA, 1682 nt
Organism: Pelecanus crispus (Dalmatian pelican)
Lineage: Eukaryota; Metazoa; Chordata; Aves; Pelecaniformes; Pelecanidae
Source: RefSeq, a predicted model, not a curated record
CCUCUGAGGAGGUGACUCCUCCCCUACAGCAGAGCUUCAUGAUCCCCAAAAAGGAGAUAAACAUGGUUUCUGACAUGGCCAAGUGGAAGCGCUCUCAGGCAUACGCAGAUUACAUGGGCUUCAUCCUCACUCUCAAUGAAGGUGUCAGGGGCAAGAAGCUGACCUGCGAAUACAAAGUUUCAGAGCCCAUUGAAAAGCUGGUGGCUCUUCUGAACACCCUUGAUAGAUGGAUCGAUGAAACCCCGCCAGUGGAUCAACCUUCUCGCUUUGGGAACAAAGCCUUCAGGACCUGGUAUGCCAAACUAGACCAGGAAGCAGAAAAGUUGGUGGCAACAGUGAUCCCCAAGCAUUUGGCUGACGCAGCUCCAGAAGUGGCCGUGUACCUGAAGGAAUCUGUGGGGAACUCCACCCGCAUUGACUAUGGCACAGGGCACGAAGCUGCAUUUGCAGCCUUUCUCUGCUGCCUCUGCAAAAUCGGUGUGCUCAGAGUGGAUGACCAGAUGGCCAUUGUCUUUAAAGUAUUUAACAGGUACCUAGAAGUGAUGCGAAAACUUCAGAAGACCUACAGGAUGGAACCUGCUGGCAGCCAGGGCGUGUGGGGCUUGGAUGACUUCCAAUUUCUACCUUUCAUAUGGGGCAGUUCCCAGCUGAUAGACCAUCCAAAUCUGGAGCCUCGACACUUUGUUGACGAGAAGGUAGUAAACGAAAACCAUAAGGACUUCAUGUUCCUGGAGUGCAUCCUCUUCAUUACAGAGAUGAAGACAGGCCCCUUUGCCGAGCAUUCCAACCAGCUCUGGAACAUCAGUGCUGUGCCCUCCUGGUCCAAGGUCAACCAGGGCCUCAUCCGCAUGUACAAGGCAGAGUGCCUGGAGAAGUUUCCUGUGAUCCAGCACUUUAAGUUCGGCAGCCUGCUCCCCAUCCAGCCUGUGACGUCCUAAGGAGGCCAUGGGAGGAGUCGAGGCAGCGGAGGCGUAGCGCAGCGCUCUUCCUCCUCCCCUCACCCCCUCAUCACCUUGCCCGUUACACACAGCCCAUUCAUUCCUGCACAUCCUCAUCGGCAACCACAGAUCCAAAGCAAUCGCCGGCCUUGCACGGGAGAUGGGACCCAGAGCGGCUCCUCCUGCACGUACCCCAGCACGGGGAUGUCUCGCCAGCGACCAAGCUGGGGCUGUGCUUCUCUCUCUGCUGCGCCCACGGGCAGCGUGACUGCUGUGUACGGCUCUGGGCAUGUGAAUGGGGUUUGGGUAGGGGCUGCCUUGCAGCAAAGGCCCUCUGCUUCCCUUUCCAGGAGGAAGCGGGUGUGGAGGGGAGGAAGGCACGUGUGUAUGUGUUGGGCAGUGGUAACUGCAAUUUCCCUUUUGAAUUUCACUGAAGUUUCCUGUUGCUGUUUGGUAUGGGAAACCACUGCAAGGGGUGAGGUGUGAGCCUGCACGUGCCUGUAGGCAGCCACCUCUGCUUGCACGGGGGGGUCUGGAAUAGGUAGAGGAAGUUGUAGGGAAGGUCUGUGGGUUGCUGGAAGCCCAGGGUACCAUCUCUCCCUUAUUCUGGGUAAGCAAAGCCCUCUCCUUCCUCCCUCCAUGUCUUCUGCAAGGUUCCCUAGGUCUUCCUUUCCCACCACUGCCUCUUCCCUUGGGUGAAGCUGGGAACCUUCUGGGUUGCGAGGGUCUGAGCUGGCUCUGGAG